AUGUCAAACUACAUCACAAUCAACAACGCAAACCUCGCCUACGACAUCUCCGGCCCCGAGCAUGGCCCAUUAAUAAUAACCCUCCACGGCGGCCGCGGCUUCGGCGACCACGCGUCCGACUUCAGCGCAUACUCAGCCCUAGCCGCGCACACCUACCGCGUCCUCUCAUUCACGUACCGCGGCCACGGACUCAGCUCAGCGACGAAGCCGUAUACAUUCCAGCAAAUCGUCGCCGACAUCGAGGGUCUGCGAGUGCAUUUUACGCGCGGAAAUGCGAAAGUCGUCAUCAUCGGCGGUAGUUUCGGCGGGUUCCUGGCGCUGCAGUACGCGGUGGCUUAUCCGGAUAAUGUAUCGCAUUUGGUGCUGAGGGGGACGGCGGCGAGUUGGCAUCACGAAGCGGAGGCCAUCAAAACACUGGAAACUCGCCUCCACCGGUCCCCGGGGAUGAGCGUCUCCAUGCUCAAGGACAAGAUCUUUGGAUCGUUCGAGAGCGAUGAGGAGUUCCGCCUCGUUAUGCACGCUGCGGCGCCUUUGUACGCCGAACCGGAGAAUUUCGAUGCGGAUCGCGCGUUGGCGAAGAACCUGGAAACGGUGUUUAAUGCCGAAGCACAUAAUGAUCUCUACUCUGCCUCGGAGAAGUUCUUUGACUACAGAGAUGGACUGAAGAAUAUCACGGCCAAGACGCUGGUGAUUGUCGGGGAGCAUGACUGGAUUUGUCCGGCGGAGCAGUCGAGGAUCAUUGCAGGAGGGAUACAGGGGGCAAGGCUGGUGGUUGUCCCCGGUGCGAACCAUAGUGUGCAUCUGGAGAAGAACGACGUUGUGCUGGCGGCUGUGAGGGAGCUAUUGGGGAAUUUAUAG
Molecule: messenger RNA, 858 nt
Organism: Aspergillus puulaauensis
Lineage: Eukaryota; Fungi; Ascomycota; Eurotiomycetes; Eurotiales; Aspergillaceae
Product: alpha/beta fold hydrolase
Exons: 3
Coding region: 1-858 (285 amino acids)
Biological process (GO): proteolysis
Molecular function (GO): peptidase activity
Source: RefSeq, a predicted model, not a curated record